Messenger RNA from Xylona heveae TC161, 2224 nucleotides. RefSeq lists its product as hypothetical. Bases 1 to 2028 code for a protein of 675 amino acids. Gene Ontology annotation, biological process: positive regulation of transcription by RNA polymerase II; DNA-templated transcription. The record is from RefSeq and is a predicted model, not a curated record. Lineage: Eukaryota; Fungi; Ascomycota; Xylonomycetes; Xylonales; Xylonaceae. Gene Ontology annotation, molecular function: DNA-binding transcription factor activity, RNA polymerase II-specific; zinc ion binding; sequence-specific DNA binding. The transcript has 7 exons.
AUGUCAAAAGUCGAAACUGAAUCUCCCAUUCGUACCGCUCCAGUUGCGAAACGGCUUCGGGUCGGAGACAGGACAUUAGUUGCUUGCCUGGGCUGCAAGCAAAGGAAACAGAAGUGCGACGGCCAAUCACCGACAUGCAGAAACUGUCGUCGCGCUGGACGAGAAUGCCUCGUCGAGGACCCGACCACUAAGCGGCACCAGCCGCGAGGAUAUCUACAAUCGUUGGAAGAGCGUGUGGCUUUCUUAGAAGGAAUGCUUCAAAGCGUCAACCCGGAUGUUGCUCGCGAUCAUCUGGGGCAAAAGGUUGCCGCGGAAAGGGCUUUCAGUACGGAGCAACCUCAAGCCACAGCUUCGGACACCAUCAGUAGCACAUCUAAAGACGCUUUAGAAGAUGAAAAAGUCGACGACCUUUCUUCAGAAGUUGGUCUACUAUGUUUACAUGCGGCGGGGCGCGAGCCUCACUAUUUCGGCUCCUCAUCUGGCUUCGCUUUCACAAAGGUCCUGAAUUCGUCGCUGAAAAAUUUCCGGAGCCAAGGUCCAGGCAUUUCUCUUGGGUGCGUGAACGACUCUUCGCUGAAUACGAGGUCGAUUGUGCCACCUUGCCCUCUCCCUAGCAAGCCUGUCGCGAGUAUGUUGACGCAGGCGUACUUCGAAAACAUACACACCCAAUACCCGUUCCUCCAUCGACCAACGUUUGAGAAGUGGGAGGCGGAUGUUAUGGCUGCAAGGGAUGGAGAGCCGAGACAUGUAGAUUCGAUCAUGUUGUUUUUCUUAUACAUGGUAUACGCUGUCGCUUCAAUGAUUGUUCCAUUCAAUCCAGAGGGGUCAGCCGAGGGAUACAAUGCUGCAGCUCAGCAACAUAUGGAUUAUGUGAUCCAACUAGAUACCGUCGAAUCAAUUCAGGCAAUCCUGUGCUGUGCCAUGUAUUCUUUGAGAUCUCCUGUUGGUGUAUCAAUAUGGACACUUUCUGGUUUUGCAUUACGACAAUGUAUGGAGCUAGGACUUCAUAGAAAUACUCGCAAGUACUAUCGCAAACAAGAUCCUCUACGCUUUGAAAUUGGAAAACGAGUAUUUUGGUGCUCUUAUGGCUUGGACCGGGCUGCUGCAAUCACGCUUGGAAGACCGUUUGGUAUCAUGGACAAGGACAUUGAUGUAGAGUAUCCUCUGGAUAUAGACGAUGCUUUCAUCGAUGCCUCUGGGUUUCACUCAGCUCCGAGGUCUAAUCCGGCUGAUCCACCAACGAGCAUAUCAAGUGCAAUUCACACCUUUCGGCUCCGACGAAUCUGGUCGAGGAUCAACGAAUCUCUGUAUCCGAGCGUAAUCUCAGCUGACGCCGAUAUUCUGGCGUCUCCGGCAGUGGUUCAGCAGCUGCGAGAGGAGUUGGAUGGAUGGCAUGCCUCGACGCCGCCUCAACUCCCUCCGAUUUCUGCCGCACUCUCCACUUUUACAUCUCAAGAAUGGUUCCAGCUGGCCUACGAUCAUAGCGUUUUGAUGCUGUAUCGGAAGCAUCUCACGACAGAGUACGCCUCCAGAGAUGCAAAUGCCGGAGCUAUAUUCCUUGAAUGCACGGCAUGCGCUCGAGAAAUAUGUCAUCUUUAUCGCCGCCUGUACAUCCACCAUCCGGUCAGCUACACAUGGGGCUCUGUGCAUAUCCUCUUCCUUGCAGGUCUGACAUAUCUGCAUUGUCUGUGGACAUCACCGGUGCAGGACCAAAACUUUCAGCGAAACGAGGUAUAUGGCACUUGCACAGCCUGCACGAUGGUAUUGGUGGUAAUGGCCGAGCGGUGGAGCGCAGCGGCAAGCUAUCGCGACAUAUUCGAGACGUUGGCCGGCAAAACAAUGAGCAUGGUCUGCGAUAGGGAGAAUGGAGUCUGGCUGGCGCCAAAUGAACCUAUCAUGAGCUUUGAACAAGAUCCGGACAUGUCUCUGAUGAACGAGUGGAUCAUGAAUGCCGUUGACGUUGGCAUGUGUGGAGGAGUAGAGAAGUUGUUGAGCGAUCUCGUGGGAGAUCCGUUUUCGAGUUUGUGAUAACCAUAUAUAUAUCCACAGGGCAACGGGUCUAGAUGGAGUCACGGUGAUGCUUGCUUUGUAUAAAUUUCACACAAUGAAUUCUCGGCGCAUAGGAGAGCUAGAUCCCAAGGCUCGAAGAUCUAAAUAUUCCAUCGACUUCGUCCUGAGACUUUCAAGAUACUGCUACUAUCGCAAAAAUCUAUACAUUCCACAC